This is a messenger RNA of Yamadazyma tenuis ATCC 10573, 1744 nucleotides long. RefSeq lists its product as uncharacterized. The record is from RefSeq and is a predicted model, not a curated record. NCBI's taxonomy places the organism in Eukaryota, Fungi, Ascomycota, Pichiomycetes, Serinales, Debaryomycetaceae.
ACUACUAUUUAUUCACCCAUUUAAAAGCCAUAACUAUGGAACAACAAGUUUGUUACAAAAAAAGACGUAGCGUACUUGGAGAGUUCAAGCUCCCCGUCCGCAACUAUACCAACGUCGACGAGUCGUCCUCAUCGUCCCCUAUAACCACUUCCGACUCCUUAUCCCACAAAAUCGUCGAUUUCAAUAUCCCCUUGGUACUUGAAGAUGAUGAACGCAGCUUCAUCCGGUGGUUCAAUUAUGUCAAAAGCACCUUGCCCAUGUCCAACUUUGUGAACUUGGUGUCGCUCCAUUAUGUCAAUGAAAACGAUACUAAUUACUGUAAGAAGUUGCACAAGUACAACCUGAAGUGCAAGAAAUCGUUGAAGUUGAACUAUGAGUUGAACGAGGUCUUGCUUCAGUCGAUCGACCCUCAACUCAUCCAUGAUUUGAGCCUAUCCACCCACUUGUUGAGUUACUGCAACUUUGAGCGCAUUAAGGUGCACUUUCAAACCAAAAUCAAUGUGUUUUAUUUGAUGGCGCUUGAAGGUGACUUACUAUUCGACCCCACCAAUAAGUUGAAGUUCUUGACGGAUUUGGACUACUUGACAAAUGUCUACCUGUUGAUUUUUGGCCAAGCACCCAACCUGGACUUGAAGGUCAACUGGAUUUUGAAUGCCUUGAACAAGGAUUUUGCCAGUAAUAAUGUGUUACUUGGGGAGAUUCAAAACAACUGGGAGCCAAUUUCCAAAGACAUUUGCAUAUUAAGAAAGAUAUUGAUGUCCAACUAGUGUCAUCCCUUAUGAGAAACGAGAAAUGAGAAAGAAUCAGCAUUAAUAUAGUCUUAGACAUGUGUAAUCGUUUGUGUACGAUACCGUACGAUACCACUGUGUACUAUUGAGAAACCAGCAUUAACAUAGCCUUAUAACCGUGUGUAUUAUUUGAAAAACCAGCAUUAACAUAGCCUUAUAACCGUGUGUAUUAUUUGAAAAACCAGCAUUAACAUAGCCUUAUGACCGUGUCCUAUAUCAACAUCACCGUAUUAUCAGCGUAUCAUCAGCCUAAAUAUUACUCUUCAACACUUGCCUGAUUUGCUUCAAAAACCUUCCAAAGUUCUGACUUUGGUUGAACUCCACCAAUAUUGGCGCCAUUUCGUCCUCUCCCAUUGCCGGGAAACUACCAGUAAUCUGAAACUCUUCCGCUAUGUUUAAGUCAAUCCAAAACUCCUUGUCAAGGUUACUAGCAUCCAAGUUCGAAAACCUGAAUUUCAUCAAGUCUUCUUUCAACACCUCGAUUCGAAGUCCCAAAUAUCGUUCAAAUUUAACCAACUCCACGUCAUCUUGUACCACCUGGUCCUCAAGAUUCUUGGAAAGCUUCUCAAUCUUGUUGUUGAUCUCAUUGAUCUGGUUGUUUAUGCCAUUCAACUCCUCAUCAAGUUCUAGUUUUUUUGUGUUCAACUUGGUUUCUUCCGCAUGCAACUCGUCAAUCUUGGCUCUACGGUCCUCAAAGUUAAUGAUACUCUCCUCAAUCUUGCGCUGAAGCUCCGACCUGUGCCCGUCCAACUGGUUGAUUUGGCUCGUUAGCCGCACUUCUUCGCUCUUGAGAUCAUUGACUUUGAUGUUGAAACUGGUUUUGUCAUCGAUAAUCUGGCGUUUUUUACUGGAGAUUUCUUUGGUGAACCUCGACGUGAAUCCAUCGAGGUCUUUUUGAAGUUGGAAAAACUCCUCGAUCGGACUGGUUAUCUGUUGAGCACUCAUGGUUGUGUAUA